Brassica napus (rape) is the source of this 1423-nucleotide messenger RNA. Its product is annotated as protein DJ-1 homolog C-like. Gene Ontology annotation, molecular function: protein deglycase activity. Gene Ontology annotation, cellular component: cytosol; nucleus. NCBI's taxonomy places the organism in Eukaryota, Viridiplantae, Streptophyta, Magnoliopsida, Brassicales, Brassicaceae. The record is from RefSeq and is a predicted model, not a curated record. Gene Ontology annotation, biological process: guanine deglycation, glyoxal removal; protein deglycation, glyoxal removal.
CAAUGGUAGGUACGACAGCGUUUUGGUUUCGGCGUCUUCGCUUUCUUCUAGAAGUGUAGAGUUCAGUAGAUAAGACGCUCUCUCUCUCUCCCGUCUAAGCUGCUUUAGCAAUCUUUGAUGGUGCAUUUGGGAGUUUCUAUUUCGAUGAUAGCUACGCUGAGUCCACCUUCAACAAUGGUUGCUCCAAGCUUGUAUUCAGCCUCUUUCAUUUCUUCACCAGUAACAAAAAGGAAGACAAUCAGAACCAUAUAUCGAUGUUAGUAGCAUCGUGUCUGCUUCCAAAACGGUGCUUGUUCCGAUUGGAUUCGGUACGGAGGAGAUAGAAGUUGUUGUGUUAGUUGAUGUUCUACACCGAGCUGGUGCUGAAGUCACUCUAGUUUAUGUGGAGCAGAAGCUAGAGGUUGAAGGAUCGUUAGGGACCAAGUUGCUUGCUGAUGUCUUAAUCUCUAAAUGUUCUGAACAAGUUUUUGAUCUUGUGCCUUUGCCUGGAGGCAUGUCUGGUGCUGUUAGGUUAAGAGACUGUGUAACUCUGGAGAAGAUCAUGAAGAGACAAGCUGAAGAUAAGAGGUUAUACAGAGCUAUAUCCAUGGCUCCGGCUAUUACUCUUUUUCCAUGGGGACUUUUAAUAAGAAAGAAGACAACAGGACAUCCUGCUUUUUUCGGGAAGCUUCCUACGUUCUGGGCUGUGAAGACAAACAUUCAGAUCUCAGGGGAGCUUACAACUAGCCAUGGACCAGGCACUUUCUCUGAAGAGGUUGAAGUGGUCACAGUUGCAGAUGUUCUUAGAAGAGCCAAAGUAGAUGUCACAGUUGCAUCAGUAGAAAGAUCUUUGAGGAUUACGGUAUCCCUAGGCACCAAAAUUGUCACCGACAAGUUGAUUGGUGAAGCUGCUGAAUCAUCAUAUGAUCUAAUCAUUCUUCCGGGAGGCCAUGCUGGCUCAGAAUGUUUAAAGAAGUAAAAAAUUCUCAAGAAGCUACUCAAAGAAGAACAAGAAGCUGGGAAAAUAUAUGGAGCUACUAACUCUUCAUCUACUGUCCUUCAUAAACACAGUUUGCUCAAGGAGAAGAGAACAGCUGUGUACCUUUCAGACACACACAGGCCUGUGGAUGACCAAAUGAUCCAAGGGGCAGAAGUUGUUAUAGAUGGAAGCGUGAUUACAGGUAUGGGGCUCGCAACUGUGACUAAUUUUUCUCUAGCUAUUGUUGGUAAGCUGUUUGGACAUGGUAGAGCAAGAAGUGUUUCACAAGGGCUUGUGCAUGAGUACCAAUUGAAUCUGAAGGCAUCUUGAUCAAGACACACAGUUAGAAGAUGUCUCUGCCUAUCUAAGUUAAUUUUGUAUAAUAUUUUGUAUUCACAGUUGGAGAUCACAACAUGAUUGAUUCUACACUUGAUGUUUCCAUCAAUCUAUUCACUCUUAUACGUU